CCACUCCCUGAAUGCUGGCUGAAAAAGCAGAAUCUGAUUUUUUCUGUCGAUUAAAAGUGGAAAUAUCCACAAUAUGGAGUCGUAUGAUGUGAUUGCUAACCAGCCGGUUGUAAUUGAUAAUGGUUCUGGUGUUAUCAAAGCUGGCUUUGCUGGUGACCAAGUUCCCAAGUAUCACUUCCCAAAUUUUAUUGGAAGGCCGAAACAUGUGCGCGUCAUGGCUGGUGCUCUUGAGGGAGACCUGUUCCUUGGACCCAAGGCAGAGGAGCACCGGGGCCUGCUGAGUAUCCGUUACCCAAUGGAACAUGGCAUUGUAAAGGACUGGAAUGAUAUGGAGAGGAUCUGGCAGUACAUUUACUCCAAGGAUCAGCUGCAGACAUUCUCGGAAGAACAUCCAGUGCUACUGACAGAAGCUCCAUUGAACCCACGGCGGAAUAGAGAGAAAGCUGGAGAGAUUUUCUUUGAGACGUUCAACGUACCAGCACUUUUCAUCUCCAUGCAAGCUGUACUUAGUUUAUAUGCUACUGGCCGAACUACAGGUGUGGUUUUAGACUCUGGAGAUGGCGUGACUCAUGCUGUGCCGAUAUAUGAAGGAUUUGCUAUGCCACACAGUAUCAUGCGGGUGGAUCUUGCAGGCCGAGAUGUGACGCGAUACCUUCAACUGCUCCUUAGGAAAGAAGGACAUAACUUCCAUACUUCGGCAGAGUUAGAAAUAGUCAGAACAAUAAAAGAGAGGGCAUGUUACUUAUCUAUAAAUCCACAAAAGGAAGAGACCUUAGAAACAGAGAAAUCUCAUUACCCACUUCCAGAUGGUAGCAUUUUAGAGGUUGGACCUGCCAAAUUCCGUGCUCCUGAACUGUUAUUCAGACCAGACCUUAUUGGUGAAGAAUUUGAAGGUCUCCAUGAAGUUCUAAUUUAUGCCAUACAGAAAUCAGAUAUGGAUCUUAGGAAAACGCUCUAUUCUAACAUUGUUUUAUCAGGAGGGUCAACGCUUUUCAAAGGAUUUGGUGACAGAUUGCUUAGUGAAGUCAAGAAAUUGGCACCAAAGGAUAUAAAAAUCAGGAUAUCAGCACCUCAAGAAAGAUUAUAUUCUACAUGGAUAGGUGGAUCUAUCUUAGCAUCAUUAGAUACAUUCAAGAAGAUGUGGGUCUCAAAGCGGGAAUAUGAUGAAGAGGGUCCGCGGGCGGUCCACAGGAAAACGUUCUGAGGAUGAUUGGGUCAACGAAGUAUCACCAUGGCGAUUACUAUUAUGGGAUGUUAAGCAGAGACAGCAUUUCUUUUUCCCUGGACUGUGCAGGGAUGGGAGGGGAUCUAGUGCUAUCUUAGUGUGCCUAUGUGGGUUAUUCCAGUCAAACUUGAACUCUGGGCUACUGAUAACAUGAUCAGGGUAGUUUGCCCAGCUUCUGUACAUUCUAUGCACAUGGUCUACAUGUACUUUGUAGUGUUCCUUAGAGACAUUAGAGUGUGUGUAGAGAAUACCUCUCCAUGCUAGUUUCCUACUGGUACUGCCCUCCAACAUCAAUGCCUUCUGUCCUCGGUUGACCCACUUGGCUAUUCUGUAUCUUACAUCUAGACAGGCACUCACAUAGUUGGUGAGUUGGCUUAAUGUUAGAAGCUGGCAGUGCAUUUGCAUGUGUACCAGAAUGUACAGGAGCUGUGGGGUUAUGUUCUGGGAUCAUUACUAGUAGAUGGGACAUUGGGAGGACGUUUCAACUUGGACCUUUGUUUCAUGGAGUUGGUCUGCUGCACGCUUGGCAGUUGCUAAGAAAUUUAUUUAUUGUUCAAUAAAUUGAGCUGGCAAACUUGUGCGCUAUUGAUAGCCUAGGCCAGCUAAUAUAUUGAAUGCUAGCAUGUUAUGUAUAUAUGUUUUACUAAUACAUGUAAUGAAACAUUUUCUGAAAAUGAAAAUGAGUCAAUGACAAUACAUGUAGUCUGUUUUGCUUAUCCUUAUACUAAGGAAGGACUGCUUUGUAAAAAAAUAUGAUUUCCAAAUUUUUUCCCUGAAGUUGCAAAAUCUAUGUAAUAAUGGUACAUCUCUUUCAAGCUUGUCUUGGUGACCUUUUAGAGAACACAUACAGUACAUGUAAAUAAAUUGAAUUGAAAGCUUUUCCAUUUUUUUGCCGCAUACCUAGGGUGCCAUUACAACAGUACAGAUUUUCAAAGUACAUGUAUUCCAUAUCAGGGGAAAUAAUGUCUUUAAUGGGUUUCUUUGUACAGCUACUGGUCAUGCUUUAGAAUAGAGUAAAAAUGAUUUGUUGACAGAUCUGGUGAGUGACACACAUGAUAGAAAGAUUUAGGGAAAAUGGAAAUAAUGCAGAAACUUGUCAUUCGACAAAAUAGUGCAUAGUCCGUUUGAAGUACUUUUGAAUAGAUCAAAAUUCUUAUGAAUACCUGCUGGUAAAAACAAAAAUGAACCCCUUUGUUUUCACUGCUUUGGUGAUUCAUCCAUGUAGCUUUCAGUUCUGAUCUUGGCAGAUUUAUCUGGGUUGUUUUCUGGACACCCUGUAGGGUGCUUUGGAGUUUAGGAAUUAGUUUCACUGCCAACAAUAGAUAAUCAGGGCUUGUAGUUUGCAAUUACCCUAGAGGAAAGGUUACCAUCCAGCCUACAUGUACAUGAUUGAACUAAUGACUAUUUUGAUUAUGUGGCCUUUACAAUUUGAUGUUUAGGUUGGAAAAGAAGGGGAGAUUUUCUAUAGCCCCUGCCUGUUGCAGUGCUGAGUGAAGCAGCUAGAUGGGGAACUAAUUCUCUAGGGUAAAUUAGGAUAAUUUGUUUACAUGAAUUAGUUUGAUUUGUGCUUGGUUUUUGUACCUUUUCCAUGAUUGAGAAUUUUGAGAUGUUCAAUCACACUUUCAUAGAAUUCAUGUAGGAUCAAGACAACUUUGGCUCAUGUUCAUUGAGCAACAGUGAACAGUUCGUUACUAAAUCUGGUGUAGCAAUGGAUAAAUUCUCCUAAGAUGGACCUUAUUGAUCAACCUUAUCCUAGCCAUGACAUUUGUUAUCCUUGUACAGCUGAUGAUUUGGGCCAUGUCAUUUGGAUGACCCUCCGGGUUGAAGCUUGUUGCUUGAGGACUGAGGCAUUUUUUCCCCACUGAUCAAAGAGGCUAUUGCAUGUAUUUGGUUCGACCUUCCUUGCAGUGAUCAGGAAAGGAUCAUGAUAUGAUUUGUCGUCAACUGCCCCUUACGUCUUUUGCUUGUCGUGUCUGAACUACGAAGUCUCUGUUUCUAAAAUACAUCAAGAAUGCACAAAUUCUCCCCUUCUAUGAAUGGUCCAAUUUCAAGUGUGUGUUGUGAUGAUUGUACUGUUAAUACAUGUAUAUCAGAAUGGGGUAUCAGCAUCCUAUUGGUAUCGAGAGGUGCCAAUUUUCACUAGGGUAUGCGUCAAAAUGACGUUGUUCAGACAAAAUUGACAUCACGCUGUCACAUCAGUGAAUAUCCUAGUGACAGUUGACACCACGUGGCGGCGGUCAUAGUUUAGCUGUUACCCUAUUGUCCCUUCUCUGUUGUUGUUUUGCAUUACUUGUGAAGUACAUUCAUGGAGACUUCUGUUUAAAGACAACUACAUGUACAUGUACAAUACAACAUGUUAAGAAGAUAGCUUGUUACAUGACAAGGGUGAAUUGUGAAUCACUUUUCUUCGCGAAGCUUGUACCAUUUGUAUCAAUCUAUCUGUGUUAAUGUUUAUGCACUAUUGAAGCAAAUAAUUGUUUUCUCUGCUUCUGACGUAUUUGGGUUUUUAACAUCUGAAUUUCUCUGGAGACAUUUGCAGACUGGUUUCCAAUCAUGGUUGGUCUCUCAUUAUGACUGUAUAUAGAUGUACAUGUGUAGAUGUAACACUAAAUUGGUGUAGGACCUAAAGCUCUACUGCCAGUGGUGGGGUUAUACAAGCAAGCCAUUCUGUUGGUUGAAAUUGGCAUAUUUUUGUGCUCUUAACUUCAACCUGGGCACAGUCAUAUUGGCCAAAUAAUGGAUCCACUUUAAAAUCAAUUCAGAGGACAUUUUGCUGAAGUAUAAAUCAGAUGCCAAUUUCAAUGAAUGGGUUAAGCUUGGUGCCUUUUCUAUCCUUUCCUCCCAUUAUGUACAUGGCAUAAACGAAUCAUGUCCAGAGCUUUUCUUGUCAAUAAAAUAUAAAUAUUACAAACAUCUA
Messenger RNA from Lineus longissimus, 4142 nucleotides. Its product is annotated as alpha-centractin. The transcript is spliced from 10 exons. The record is from RefSeq and is a predicted model, not a curated record. Lineage: Eukaryota; Metazoa; Nemertea; Pilidiophora; Heteronemertea; Lineidae. Bases 74 to 1204 code for a protein of 376 amino acids.